CCUCACUUAGUAGAGGAACUUCAACCUGUCAUCUUGUCUGUCCCGUUGUGCCCAUCCCCAGGAGCCCUUGAACCAGCCUCUAGACCUCGAAUCACCUCACCACCAUGAAGCUCAUCACCCUCCUUACCACCGUGGGCCUAUUCAGUCUCGGUUCAAGCGCCUGCAACUGUGUACACAACAAUGAUGCCGGCCGUUGGAUCGACAAGAAUUCGCCCGCAGCAGCGGCUGUUCCGUUGAUUAAUGCCAACGGCGGUUGCUAUACAGCCACCGGCCAGGGACGUAUGUGUGUCGGCCUUACGAACGGCAACCAGGCUGUCAAGGACUGCCUCGGACAGGUGGCAAGCAACUGGCAGAGCUACCAUAGCGAUUGGUUUCUUUGGACGUCUAUUACUUGCGAUGAUGGCAAUGCACAUGCCCAGCUUACAAUCACUUAGUAGCGAGGUUGGGAUUGGGAGUAGAGUCGAUGGAAAAGGACGCUGCUAGGUGGAUGGUCUUGUUAGGUGUGGUAAAGGAAAGGAGCGGAGUGGAGCACAGCGCUGAAAUUAGAUAGUCAAUUCAACUUGACUACAUUUAGUCUGUUUCAUCCGCCAAAAUACUUCCUUGCAUCUUG
This is a messenger RNA of Dothidotthia symphoricarpi CBS 119687, 610 nucleotides long. RefSeq lists its product as uncharacterized. Lineage: Eukaryota; Fungi; Ascomycota; Dothideomycetes; Pleosporales; Dothidotthiaceae. The coding region runs from base 105 to 434 and encodes 109 amino acids. The transcript is spliced from 3 exons. The record is from RefSeq and is a predicted model, not a curated record.